CCCAUUUGACAAAAAAAAAACAAAGAAUAGAGAAGAAUGGUGAUGGGUAGAAGAAAUUCAUUGAUUUUUUUUAGUUUUUAUCUUGGGGAAAAUUAGUUUUUCUUUCCUUCUCUCAUUGAAGAGUCCGCCCAAGAAUAGUUAGAUAGAUAGAUAGAUAGUUGUGUGGGGAAGGAGGCAGGCAUCUUUCUUCUUCUCUUUCAUGCUUGUUAUGUGUUAGCUUUUAUUGCAACCCUUUCCUUUGCUUUCCUUUCAUAUUGCCCUUCUUUAUUAUCACCAUCAUAAUCAUAAUCAUAAUCAAACCUCAUCUCCUGUUAUUUACAUAUAUACAUACAAACUUAUCAUCUUAUUUGUCUCUCCAACUUCUCUUUUAUAUAUCAUUUCCUUCUACAAUGGCUGUUCAAGCUCAAUACCCAUCCAAUGUUCUUCUUCUAAACAGAAGCGGGCAAGACGGGCAUGAUUAUUCAUUGCAUCCGCAACCUGGAGGAGGUGGAGGAUUGUUUCUUGAUCAAUCAUAUAUGUCUUUCAACAAUGGAGCAGGAAGUAGUAAUAAUCCACGGAAAAGAAGCCGGGAACUUCCGGGGGCUGCAAAUACAAAUACAACUACAACAACCUCGCCAAUCAAUAUUCCCUUUUCUAUGCAGACUCAACCUCCUCAACUCAUAAACCUCUCCCAGCUCCACCACCCCAAUGUCGUCUCCACCGGACUCCGUUUAUCUUUUGGCGACCAACAACACUUGUAUCAACAAACUCAUAAUCAUCAACAACAACAGCAUCAGAAUAUUAUAUGCCAGAGUCCUUUCUCAUCGUCCUUAUUAUCGGAAGAUUUUGCCACUCAAAUCAAACGACAGCGUGACGAAUUAGACCAAUUCCUCCUAGCUCAGGGAGAACAACUGCGGCGUGCAUUAGCCGAAAAAAGUCAGAGGCACUACCGUGCGCUUAUUGUCGCGGCGGAGGAAUCAAUAGCCCGACGGUUGAGAGAAAAAGACGCCGAAGUGGAAAAGGCAACGCGGAGAAAUGCGGAGUUGGAGGCUCGUGCCGCGCAGCUUAGCGUGGAGGCGCAGGUUUGGCAGGCGAAAGCAAGGGCACAGGAGGCAACAGCUGCGUCGUUGCAAGCGCAGCUGCAACAGGCGAUAAUGAAUAAUAAUGGGGGCGGCGGGGGAACGGCGCAGGAUAGCAGGAGAGGAGACGAUGGGCUAAUGUGUACCGGAGAGGUUGCAGAGGAUGCCGAGUCCGCUUAUGUCGACCCUGACCGUGUUGUUUCGGUGGGCGUGUCGGGUGGGCCCACCUGCAGAGUUUGCCGGAAAAGGGUGCGUCGGUGGUACUGUUCCCGUGCCGGCAUCUUUGUGUCUGUAAAGAAUGUGACCGGGUGGUUCAGGCGUGCCCAUUGUGUUUCAACAUGAGGGAUUCAAGUGUUGAAGUUUUUCUUUCUUAGGGUACAAGCCCAAGCCCAGGAUGAGGCCCAACAAGAAAAUUACCAGAUGGUUAAAAAAAAAAAAGAAGAAAAUAAAAAUCCAGUAUAAUAAAAAUUACAAUUUUCGGUUUAUUUUUUGUGUUAAAUUUGGGUUCAGAUAUUCUGGUGAACCACCCAAAACUCAAAUUUUUACUAAUUUUUGUCUUUUUUUUCUUGGCCCCCCCCUCUUGGAGUGAAAAUACCUAGAGGUAAUGUACAUGGCCACAUGGGUAGUGGCAUUUUUUACUAGAAAAAAUAAAUCAUAUAUAUAAAUUCUUUCAUUUUAUAA
This is a messenger RNA of Mangifera indica (mango), 1739 nucleotides long. RefSeq lists its product as uncharacterized. The record is from RefSeq and is a predicted model, not a curated record. NCBI's taxonomy places the organism in Eukaryota, Viridiplantae, Streptophyta, Magnoliopsida, Sapindales, Anacardiaceae. The coding region runs from base 390 to 1400 and encodes 336 amino acids. Gene Ontology annotation, molecular function: ubiquitin-protein transferase activity. The transcript is spliced from 4 exons.